UAAUACGUGAAAAGCGUAAGCAGAAAUGGAGCAGGAGGGAGCAGCGCAACACUAAUGCCUCUGCUUUCCCAAUUUAACGCGCCUGUUGUUUAGACAUAACAUCAACAGUAAUACAAAAAGCUGCAGUUUGGUCAAAUUAAAAGCAUCAAAACGCUCACAAACGUGUACGUACAAUUGAACACCAACAAGGCAGCAACAGUCAUGCCACUGGCUGACUCUAAUAGAGAUCUGAGACACCUACAGCAGCAGCAACAGCAAGUGGAAGCCAACAUCAGCAGAAUUAGCAAUAGCAACGAUGCUGAGCAAGCUCGGUUGGAUAAUGCCAGUGCUGCAGCUGCAACAACGGCAACAAAUACAGCAAGGGCAGCGGCAACAACAACGAUGGGCCUGCAACUGUGGCAACGUAUGCAAAUUACCUCUUCUAGUUGCAGUAGUCUUGCGGUGACACCAAUGGAGCACACGCCCACCGAUGAGGAGAGCGGCGCCGUGACAACAGUGACGUCAUCUCAGCGUCGGCAACAACAUCAGCAACAACAACAGCAACUGCAAACAGCACUCGAACAACAUCAUAUAACACCAAGCAAAGUCUCCGAGCAGAUGGAGCUAAGCGACUCGGAAUCGUAUGGUGCAGCAAGCUAUAAUGAAUUCGAAUUGCGCGAAGUGGUAAAAGAGGGUCACGAUAAGGCGGAUCCUUCUCAAUUUGAGCUGUUGCGCGUACUUGGUGAGGGCAGCUUUGGCAAAGUGUUUUUGGUGCGCAAGAUUCUAGGAAAAGAUGCGGGCACUCUGUACGCCAUGAAGGUUUUAAAGAAGGCCACACUUAAAAUUAAGGAUCGCGUGCGCAGCACCAACGAGCGAAAAAUUCUUGCUGAUGUGGGACACGCAUUUAUCGUGCGCUUACACUAUGCAUUCCAAACACCUGGUAAAUUGUAUUUAAUACUGGAUUUUCUACGCGGAGGUGAUUUAUUUACACGACUCUCUAAGGAAGUCAUGUUCACUGAGGAAGAUGUGAAGUUCUAUCUGGCAGAGCUGGCAUUAGCGCUCAAUCAUCUGCACACUCUCGGGAUCAUCUAUCGCGACUUGAAACCAGAAAACAUUCUCCUCGAUGAACAUGGACACAUUGCUUUGACUGACUUUGGUUUGUCUAAGCAGCCGCUAGAUGGCUCUAAGACGUAUAGUUUUUGUGGCACCGUUGAAUACAUGGCUCCCGAGAUUGUAAAUCGCAAGGGUCAUGACUUUGCUGCCGACUGGUGGUCAUUCGGUGUCCUUAUGUACGAAAUGCUGACCGGGAAUCUGCCUUUUCAUGGACAGACACGCCAAGAGACGAUGAAUCAGAUAUUACGCUCCAAGUUAGGCAUGCCCGAGAAUCUGUCACCAGAAGCACAGUCGUUGCUGCGUGCGCUCUUCAAACGCAACCCGUUAAAUCGAUUGGGCGCUGGCGCGCAAGGCAUUUUAGACAUUAAAGCGCAUGGUUUUUUUUCCACCAUUGAUUGGGUACGUCUGGAACGUAAACUGGUGCGCCCUCCAUUUAUACCGGCAGUUAGUCGUGAUGAUGCCUUCUACUUUGAUGUGGAGUACACUUCCAAGUCGCCACGGGAUUCGCCAGGUGGUCCAAUAUCUGCAUCUGCACACGAAAUAUUUCGUGGCUUUAGCUUCGUGGCACCCAUCCUACUAGAGAAUAAUGCUAACAUCAGCUGCUCCAAUAAUGUUAGUCCCAUGCACGCUACUCUACCGGCCGCCUCAGUACCGUCUUUGGUGGCGACACCAGGGCCACGCAGCUUACCUGGUGUCCUACCUGGUAAUUUCUUGUCCGAAUAUAAUUUGCUGCAUGAAUUGGGACGUGGCACGUUCUCUGUGUGUCGCCUGUGCGAGCAUCGCGCUUCCAAAAAACACUACGCUGUGAAGAUCAUUGAAAAGGCGGCUGUUGCUGCAGCCUCCUCUUCUACAUCGGAUUGCUGGGAGGAGGUAGAGAUAAUGCUGCGCUACGGUAAUCAUCCGAAUAUUGUGACACUAUAUUCAGUGUACGAAGAUGCCAGCUCUGCGUAUUUAGUGAUGGAGCUGCUCAAAGGCGGCGAACUGCUCGAUCGCAUCCUGGCAGUUGAGCAAAUGUGCGAGAGUGAGGCUAGUGCAGUCUUACGUACGAUUGCCGCUGCAGUCGCUUAUUUGCACGAGCACGGAGUCGUGCACCGAGAUCUGAAACCCUCGAAUAUGAUCUACGCAAGCAUGCGACAAACGCCCGAAACGCUUAAGCUCUGUGAUUUAGGCUUCGCGAAGCAACUGCGCGCCGACAACGGCCUGCUUAUGACACCCUGCUACACAGCCAACUUUGUAGCACCGGAAGUACUGAAAAGGCAGGGAUAUGAUUUGGCUUGUGACAUUUGGUCGUUGGGCGUGCUGCUUUAUAUAAUGCUAUCGGGGCGGACACCAUUUGCUAGCACGUCCAAUGACUCUCCGGAUGUAAUACUGAAGCGAAUUGGAUCAGGACAUAUUGAUUUUAGCAGCACUCGAUGGUCACUAAUUAGUGCCCCAGCUAAAGAUCUGUUGCGUCAGAUGCUGCACAUUGUGCCUGAGAAUCGGCCAACGGUGGCACAGAUCAUUGAACACAGUUGGGUGCGGGACCAAUUUGCUGGCAAUGUAAAGCUUACAGAAUAUUCACAAAAUGCAACCAUCGGUAACUGCGCUGCACGGCAAUUGUCAUUGGGGGCACAACAACAGCAGCAUAACCACAUUUCAAUGGCGCUUCGAGGUGCUGUGGAUGCAACUUUUCGUGCUAUUGCCAUUCCGCAAGCAGCGAACGUGGGUCCUGUUGAGCUCUCGAUGUUGGCUAAACGACGAGCCAAAGAUCGCGCAAACCUUCAUUCCUAAUUAUUGGCAGUUCUGUGCUCGAGACGACAGGCCAAGAGGUAUGCCGCCACCAAUCCUCACCAGGAGCAGCAAAAUCAGAGACAGCAUCACAAUAAUAAUUGCCAUUUGAGAUGGUGUCGCUACCCCAGCACCAAGGUGCGUCUAGUUUAGGAUUUAGCACACUAUAACGGACAAUGAUAAUGAGGCAGUGUCCUCUCACUUACUCAUAACUUUGUUAUAUCCCCCUCUCUCCACUAAUUUGUAUUUUACUUCCUUAUCUUCCA
Molecule: messenger RNA, 3125 nt
Organism: Drosophila arizonae
Lineage: Eukaryota; Metazoa; Arthropoda; Insecta; Diptera; Drosophilidae
Gene: S6kII
Product: Ribosomal protein S6 kinase II
Biological process (GO): intracellular signal transduction; protein phosphorylation
Molecular function (GO): magnesium ion binding; protein serine/threonine kinase activity; ATP binding
Source: RefSeq, a predicted model, not a curated record